AUGAAGUUGCUUUUUGGACUAGAAGCACUUUCUGCAGUUGAUGAAAUGUUCAUUCUUGAUGAUGCUAAAAAUGUUGCUAAUAUUUGCAGCGCAAUUAUCAUGGAAAAGUGUAAUAUAGAUGAUCUUAAGCGUUAGCUCUAUGAUAAAGCAAAGAAAUUUUUCAGAACUAGAGCCAAGUUAGUUAAGAUUAUGGGCAAAUACUAUUACAAAAGAAUGGAUGAUGAGGAGUUUAAUGCUAAGCUUUCAAGGUUUUGCCAGACUGAUGAGAAUGUCAGAUCAGAACAAGACCUAGCUGAUUUAAUGGCAAAGGAAGCACAAAUUAGAGAUCCAUUUGAUUAAGUGUAGUUUAAGACAGUAUUCUUUCCUAAUAUGAGCAAAACUGAAGUCGCUUUUAUGUUCAAGGCCCAUCAUUGUCUUGGAGAUGGUUUAGCUCUAGUCACACUAUUGACUAAUUUACAAGAUAAAUAUGAUAAAAGCUAGUUGCCCUAGAUGAGGAAAUUUUCUUUCUUUGAAAAGAUUGUGAUGUAUGUAGUAACGCCACUAGUAGGAAUAAAGAUUAUUCUAAAAUAGUUAUUCUUUGAGAGAAAGCAAAAGAAUGCUAUUAAAAACGGAAAGCCGCUCACUGGUAAGAAAAACGCAGUCAUGAGCAAGGAUUAUUCCAUAGAAGAAAUAAAAAAACUAUCUAAGAAAUAUGGUGUUACUAUUAAUGAUGUUUUAAUGACAGUGACAAGUUAAUCACUCAAGUAGUACUUGAAAUUGAAAGGUGAUGAUAAGACAUAAAAAAUGAACUUAUCAAUGCAGAUCAGUUUGCGGGAACCUCCUAAUACAGUGGAAGACUUCUAACUAAAGAAUAAUUUUGCAAUGAUGACUAUUCCAAUUGAUCUAGUGGAUGACUUUAAGAAUAACAUACAACUCAUGAAGAAGCAAAUGGAUAAAUUGAAGAAUUCAUUUGACCCCAUGGGUGUUUAUUUCUGUGUCAAGAUCAUGAGUUUCCUACCAAGUAUCCUAGCUAAACUGAUAUUUUAAGACUAGGCUUAAAAGAUAUGCAUGGUCUUCUCUAAUGUACCAGGACCCCGCACACCACUUGUUUUUCUGGGCAAGAAAGUAAAUCGAAUAGUUUUCUAUGCUCCUUAACUGGGUUCAAUUGGAGUUUCAUUGAACAUCAUGUCACAUGUUGACAAUAUCAAAAUUUCUUGUAUUGCUGAUGAAGCUCAAAUCCCCAAACCCAAGGAAUUAAUGGAUAUCAUUAAUGACAAUUUUGAGAAGAUACUAUCAGAAGUAAAAUAAUGA
This is a messenger RNA of Stylonychia lemnae, 1290 nucleotides long. NCBI's taxonomy places the organism in Eukaryota, Ciliophora, Spirotrichea, Sporadotrichida, Oxytrichidae. The record is from the annotation of a GenBank genome assembly.